UCCCCCGGGAGCCGACCUCCUCCUUCCUCUCGCUCGCCUGUCAGAGAAAGCGACGCCCCCUCCCUGUCCGGCCGGUUACCCACGAAAGCCCAAAAUGAGAUGUUAAACGCACGCUUCCACAGCUUUCCGCCGGAAGCCUGGGUGUAUCACGGUACCGGCGACGGGACGAGGCAUCCGCGCCGAGCUCACGCCCCGCCUCCGCCGGCCCGCAGCUCCCGCCGCCGCUGCCGUCACAGCAGAACUCGACGCCCGCGCUUGCGUUCAAACCGAUCCAACAUGGCGCCGGCUGGCGGUGCGCGUGCGCGGCGCUAGCGCGAGGGACGGGGGUGCCCGAGGUGGGACGCGAGGGCGCACGGCGAGGCGUUGGGUCCUGGUCCCUCCUGGGAGGUGUAGUUUCCGCCGCGUGGUCUCUCGCGGUUGGGAGGGAGGGGUUCUGGGCCGUGUCCCACGCCCUCCUCGGUUUGGCCGCCGCUCUGGUCGGCACUUCCGCUCCUCUGAUCCGCGGAUCUUCGGCUGCCCCGGGGCUGUGGGAGGGGCACCCAGACGGGCAGGCGACUCCUGCUCCCCGGCAGCUGUGGCGCCGCCAGUUCCCAGGCCACAUCCCAGGCUCGCCCCGCAACCCUGGCCCUGCAGGGCUUCCUUCCAGCCAGCUCCUCGAGUUAAAAGGCAGAUGUGGGAUUGGGGAAGGGACUUGCAUCAGGGACAGGACUGAACAAACUCUUUAGGGACCUGGAUUCCCAAGGAAAAAUGACACGGAUGGGGGACCUAGGCAGGUAGCCCGAAGAAAGGGAAUUAUAAGAACAGACUUAAAGACCCAUUUACCACAUGUGUGAAACUGUCUACAAGACCUGGACAGGGUAUGAGGUGCAAAGAAUCCAGUUUCAACCUAGUGGUAUGGCAAAACCAAACAGUGCCAUCUCAAUAUUGGUUUAUGUUUACUUUCCACUGUCCUGUGGGUGAAGAUAUCCUGGACCAACACUACAUCUGAGUAUGUUCCAGUUCAUCUGAUGUUACAUCACCAGGUUAACAGAUAUGGAUUUUUCCAGGAGAAUUUAGAGAAGAGUCCCUGUGGUUAUUAAAAUUCUGGACUAAAUUUGUUAGGAAAAGUAAAGAAACCAGGUCUGUACCAGGAAAGAGAAGGUUAUAAUAGUUUACUAAAGCCUUUCUAAUACACAUUUUAAAAGUCAUCUAGGUGUUGUACUUGCUGGAGAAAUAGGGAAAAAAGUUAUGAUGACACCUAAGAAAAGUAAUUUCUGAUAAUUAAACUUUAAGAUUAUCAAGGUGCUUAACAAAAAGCUCUUUAAAGGAUUCUUUAAAUGAUGGCUUUAAAUGUGCCCAUUUUAAGAAAAGUAACCUUUUAGAUCACCUGUAACAAGGUCCCUCACUGUUUCAAGUUAACCCAAUCCUUAUAGGCUACAUGAGAGAACUAUUAUUAUUCUCAUUCUUUAAAUGUGUAAAUUGAAGUUAAAAGGUUAAGCAACUUUUCCAGAAUAAUGCAAGUAAUAGCACAGUCAAAAUUUAAAUCCUGGUCUGUUUGCAUGUUCUUUGCAUCAUACCUGCCAGCUUUGCCUACCGGAAAACAGGCUGAGAACCGGAAGGAAUAUAGCUUCAUUCACAGCAGAAACAGUACUGUUCUCAACUGUCUAAACCACUAAACCUUUUGAGCUAAAACCCUUUGGGCUGAAACAACGGAUUUCCAUAGAAUGGUUUAUACACAGUAAAAAUAUAUGGUUCAGUUCCAAAGGCUGGAAUUUGAGAUUAGGGUGCCAUCGUAAUUGGCUUCUGGUGAGGGCCUUUUCCAAAAUGUAAACUGUCAUCUUCUGGCCAUGUCUUCACAUGUCAGAAGAAGCAAAUGAGCUCUCUGAAGUCUCUUAUAAGGAUACUUAUGUCAUUCAUAAGGUCUCUGCCCUCACGACCUAAUCACCUCCCAAAUGCCUCUCUUCCAAUACUAUUUUAUUGGAGAUUAAAUCUCAACAUAUGAAUUGGUUAAGGUGGGCACAAACACUCAGUCCAUUCAGACCUAACUUCAAGUAGGAGUUCAGUAAAGGUAAAUGAAAUAAGUUCAUUUAAACUUCAUCCUGAAAUGGUGCCAUUUAAGCAAAGAUAACCGUGACACAGUCAGUCGUGUAAACAUACCAAGCAGGAAUUUUCCAAGCAGAAGAGCAAGUCCGAAGAUCUGAAGUAGGAAGUUGCUUAGCUAUGUUUGAAGAGCAGCCAGGAAGGAGUUCAAUAUGAUUAGAGCUAAAGAGACAAGAAGGCAACUAGUAGGAGAUAUGUUUUGAAGAGGAACUCAGAUCAGAUACUGUCACUACUACACACUUGGAAAGUUCAAUUCCAGAGAGCAUAUUGUGAUACAUUACAGAAAAAGAAAGCAUGUAAGAAAUAAUUAUUUAGUGAAUGACUAUUAUGUGCCAGAAUUGAGGGUAGAAUAUGUAAGUACAUUAUCUCAAUCCUCACACAUUCUUACAAUGUAUUAUCCCAAUUUUAUACCAAGAGGAAAAUGAGAAAACAAAUAGUAAGUUAAAUGCUUUGCGUGAUGUGUCAGAGAUAGAAUUUUUAUUAGGUGUCUUUGAUUCCAAAGCCUGAUUUUUGCCACUAGGCCAUGUUUUUUCAGUUGAAAAAAUGUAGAGAAAAGAUUCAUGCAUACAAUGAACACAUAACUAUUUUGUGUUUAUAGGUGACAGACUUUGUAGAAAUAGUACUAAAAGGUAAUAUACCAAUUCAAAAGUUUUUCUAUGAGUUAAGGAUGGUGGCACAUGCCUAUGAUUACAGCUGCUCAAGAGGCUGAGGCGAGAAGACUGAGCCCACAAGUUCAGGAAUAACGGGCAGCAUGGUAGGACCCUGUUUCAAAAGUCUUUUUCCCUGAGGGCAAAGUUGACAUAGUAAGGACUUGUAUACCACAUUUAAUUUUCUAGUUUGUUUUAGAUUUUGUUAUAAAACCACAAAUCUAGUUCAUAUGGUUAACAGUGGCAAAUUAAUGGUUAGCUCAAUCUGUUAUUUUCUAGUCUGUGUUUGAUGCUAUUGGUACCAAUGUAUCCAAAAGUGUCAUAAUUAUUCUAAACAUCUGUUCUUCCUGGUAUUCCAUGUCUGAGAUUGAUUAAGGGUCACAGAAAAUAAUGUUGCACAAUGCCAAAGAACCAUGGACUGGGCCAAACAAGCAGCAACUUCUCAUCUCCAACAAAUUGAACAGUCUGAUCUUCCAACAGACUCAAAACCCAAAAACCAGCUACAUUUGGAAAAUACCUCAAAGACGUCAUUACCUAAGGAUCCUAAAAACUAGCAAUAAAACAACCCACCAUAGGCAGUUUACAAGCAUCGCCUCAGGAAAUAAACUAAAAAAAAAAAAAGAAAAAAUGAGAAGACACUAAAACCAGAUGCAACCCCAGAUGUCUAGUUCACCAACGGCAAACCCAGAGGGCAGUAAGAUGGGAUAAUUCAAAAACCUCCUACCUGGCCUUUCUGAAGUAGUAACAACAAAGCAAUUGAAUGAAGCUCUGGAAAAAAAUCAAUCUCUCAGAUAACUGCAGAGAUGGUAUCCAAAAUAAAGACCAUGCUUAGUGAACCUAGAGCAGAUACAGGGAAAAAAAUAGUUAAGUUUAAGAAAAUUAUAGAAACCAUAAAUGUUCAGCAUGGGAAAGAUGGAAUCCAUAAGGCAGAUUCAAGCAGGUAUCCAGAAGAAUAAAAAUUCCAUUGUAAGUAUUUGCAUCAGAUUAAGCCAAUAUAAGGACAGGAUUGUAGAUAGAGAAAACAGGCUUGCAGUUAACGAUCAUGAAAAGAAAGAAUUCUCAAAAAUAUCAGGGGACCAUGAGAAAUCAGUCCAGCAGAUGCUAGAUGAGACAAAGAAUAACUCAAGUUUGAUUGGAGUCAAUGAAAAAGCAGGAGAUCCUAUAAAUAGAUAUUUAAAAAACUAUUCAUUAAAAAAAAAAGAGGCCAAGGAUUUAGCUGAGUGGCAUAAGCACCUGCCUGGCAGGCACAAGAUCCUGAGUUCGAUUCCUGGUACUGCAAAAGAAAAGAAAAAACUACUCAUUGAUGUCAUGGCAGAAAACUUCCCUGGUGGAGAAAAAGAAUUUGACACAUAGAAUUCAGCCAUGACUCCAUCAGGACCUGGGCUUUUCUUUGUUGGUAGAUGGACUAUAAGACAAUUGCUCAACAAACUUCCCAAGAAGUUUUUGGUUACAAUCAAGACACAUCUGGCUGGAAAGUGGUUAAAAAUUCAAAAAAGAUAACUGUUUCCACCAAGGCUUCUAAAAGAUUUGUCGGAAAUCUAUAUCGUGUUGAAGGGAUAAUUCCAGAAUCAUCAACUAAACUAUCUGAUUUCCUCUACCAGCCUGGGAACAAGGUUAUGUGGGAUAAAUCAUUGAAAACAUACGAUGUGGUACACAAGAUUGAUUCGAGCACAUUUAUAUGUCAUACCAUUACACAAAGUUUUGCCAUGGGCUCAAUUUCCCCCCGAGACUUUAUCGACGUAGUAUGCUUCAAGUGCUAUGAAGGGAAUAUGGCCAUUAUCAGUUCUAAAAGCGUGGAUUUCCCAGGAUAUCCUCCAACUUCUGAGUAUAUCCGUGGUUAUAACUAUCCUUGUGGUUUUGUAUGUUCACCUCUGAAAGAAAACCCAGCAUAUUCCAAACUAGUGAUGUUUGUUCAGACAGACAUGAGAGGGAAACUGCCCACAUCAAUAGUUGAAAAAACGAUGCCUUCCAACUUAAUAAAGUUUGUCCUCAAUGCAAAAGAUGGAUUAAGGACACAUAAAGCUCCAUCAGGAUGUGGAAAUCAUAGUGGCCAUUCAUCAUCCCCCCCCAAAAAAUAAGAUCAUUCUGCUACUAAAUCACAAAUUAAAGACAAUAUGAACUGCUAGUAAGUAUAAUGUUUAACUGCAGUUUACUUCUACACAUGCAUACUGUUAAAUUAUUGUAGACAAUAUUCUUCUACAAAUUAGUGAAGAUACUUUAUAAAAAUAAAAACAAGAAAACAAAACCAAGUAUAAUUUUAAUACCAUAUAACAUUAAAUAACUUUUUUUCUUUUCCUUAACAUUUUUAUUUAUUUUGUAUGCAGAUAUUUUACUAACUUUAUUAGUGCAAUUUAAAUAUACAUAAGGAUCAUAUUCAUCAUAGAGAAUUUUCACCUGUUUAUGAUAGCUCUUGAUGCUGCUUUUUUUCCCAAUCCCCUUCCCUCCCUUCAGCUCCUCUUUUCCUCCUUAUUUAUAAAGUUUUGUUUCCUAAAUAACUAUGAUUAAUACAUUUUUAGUUGUUGCUUUUUGUCUCUGGGAAAUGCUGUGUAUGCAAAUAAUUUCAUACAAACACAAAUGCAUUUAGAGAUCAGUAGUAAAUACGUUUUUUCUUUACUAACUGCUUAAAUUGAGGAUUGCAAGAAAUGUGAACAUAAAAAUUAAGAAGAAUUCAACUAGCAGGUUGAAGGUAUGGCUCAGUGGUAUAGUACUUCCCCUAGGUUUCAUCCUCAGCACUGAAAAAAACAAUCCCACUAGACUACCUGACCAGUGACAUUUAGUCUCCAUUCCCACUUGGCAGCAACAAGGUAAAAUAAGGUGGUGGGACAAGGAACUAGCCAGCACUCCACUUCCUUGUUCCUUCCCCUGGUGUCAGUGGGUUUAUAUACCCACUGGGAGGUACCCUGAAUAUAUACAUGAAUGUUUACUUUUGUCAUGAAGGAAUUAACAGAAAGGAAGAUGAACUGCCAUCUCAUUCAUCUACAAUGAGUUUCAGUCAGAGUGGUGAUAAAUACUGUUUGGCCCUUACACCACACCUGAAUCCUGAGGUUGCCUGCUAAAAAGGAGUCUAGAGUGCUUCACAAAGGACAGAAGACUGGGAUGGAUAAAGAUAUACUACCCUCAUAAGUAUACUAAUCAUAUGUGAUGUUGACAAAGAAUCAAAGACAAUUCAAUGGAAGAAAGUGUAUCAGCAAGUGGUGCUGGAGCAUUUGGAUACCUAAUAUUAUUCCAUAAUAAUAACUAAUUCAAAAUGGAACAUAUACAAAUGCAAACCUUUUAGGAGAAAAUCUUUAUAACUGACAGCUAGGCAGAAUUCUUAAACAUGGCAUCAAAAGCAAGAUUGCUAAGAUGAUCAUCAAGAUAUAAUAUCUAUGCUAUAUGAAGGACCCUGUGAAGAUGAUGAAAAGACAAGCAAUAGACUGGUAGAAAACAUCAGCAAGACAUUCUGACAAAGAGUUUGUAUCUAACAUUUAUUAAGAAUGUUCAAAGCUCAACAGUGUAAAUAACAAUCCAAUUAGAAAAUGGCCUAAACACAUUUCAUUGAGCAGAAAACACAGUAAGUAAACUCAUAAAAAAUAUUCAACAUAAUUGGUCAUUAAGUAGAUGGAAAUAAAAAUCAAAAUGAGAUGUCAGUACUUUUUUUCAGAAUGACUAAAUUUUUUUUUUUUGUCUUUUUCAUUUUUAUCGGUACCAGGGAUCGAACUCAUGACUACCUGCUUGCAAGGCAGGCGCUUAUGCCGCUGAGCUAAAUCCCCAGCCUCUAGAAUGACUAAAUUUUUAAAAAUAUAUAAUAAUAAAAAUUAUUAGAAAGGAUAGAAAAACUGGAUCAUUCAUAUAUUGCAGACAAAAAUGAAAAAUAGUAUUGCAAAUCUGGAAAAGUUUUAAGUGUCUCACAUAACUAAGCAUGUGUUUACUAUUUCUCAGCAUAUGCACCCUUUAUUCUAGAAAAAAAAAUAUUCACACAAAAACCUGUGUAAGAGUGUUCAAAGGAGACAAAACCUGAGAACAACCUACAAAUCCUGUAAUGGGCAUAUGUUGUGGUAAUCCCUACAAGAAAUAGUAUUGAACAAAAGAACAAACUUUUUUUUUUUUUUUUUGAGACAAGGUUUCACUACAUAGUCCAGGCUGGCCUUGAAUUCACUAUGUAGCCCAUUAAGGCCUUGAACUUGUAGCAAACUUUCUCCUCAGCCUCUCAGCAGUGCUGGGAUUACAGGCAUGCAUCACCACACCCGCCAAGAACAAACCGUUGACGCACACAAUAAGUUGGAUUGUCUCAAGGGAAUCAUACUGAAUUUCAAAAGUCAAUCUCCAAAGACUGAAUAAUAUAUGCUUUCAUUUAUACAACUUUAAAGACAAGGUCUUGUUAUUCUAGGCCUUGCUAUGACCCAGGCUGGUUUUUAAAUGUGAGGUGAUCCUGCCUCAACCUCCCAAGUGCUGGAAUUUCAGGCAUGCUCCAGUUAUACAGCACUCUUGAAAUGACAAAAUGAUAGAGAUGAGGAACUCAAUUAUAGUCACAUAAGAAGGCAGGGGACAAAAAGGAAAGUGGCGUGGCUUGCAAAGAGUAGCAGAAGGAAAACGCAGAAUGAUAAAGCUGUUUGGUGUCUUGACUGUGACGGUCAUAUGAAUCUACACGUGAUAAAAUUACAUAGAACUAUGCACAGAGAUAAGUAUAAAACUGGUGCUGUCUGAAUAAAGGUGAUAAAUUGAAUAAAUUAUGUCAGUAUCAGUUUCCUAAUUGUGAUACUGCACUAUAGUUACCCACAGUGUUACCAUUGGGGGAAACUGGGUAAAUAUGAUACUACAUAUUAUUUCUUAUAACUGCAUGCAAAUCUAUAAUGAUCUCAAAAUCACUUUUAAAAAAUAGAGGCCAAGGGCUGGGGAUUUAGAUCAGCAGCAUAAGCACCUGCCUUGCAAGCAGGCAAUCGUGAGUUCAAUCCCCGGUACUGAUAAAAAGAUUUUUAAAAAAAAUAGAGGCCAGCUGUGGUGGCACAUACUUGUAGUCCUAGGUACCUGGGAGGCCUAGAUGGUAAGGUCAUUUGUGCCUACAAAUUUGAGAUCAGGCUGGACAACAUAGUGUCUCAAAAUAAUAAAUAAUAAACAGAAAGACCUAUUCAAGAAAACAAUGAGUCAUAAAAUUAGAAUGCUAUCUCACAGAUAAUAACAUUUUAAAAUUUGACUUUAAUUACCUAUCAUUCCUUAUUAAUUACCAAUAGAUAGUUGAUAGGUUUAUGUUAUGAACAUUCUUUCCAAGUCUUACUCUUCCUAUAGGGAAGAUUUUCUAAUAUCAUUAUAGGGACUGAAAUGACUGUCAAAAGUAAAGUCUAAUUUUAUAAAUUUAAAUAUGACCAGUACCGAUAAAAAUGAAAAAGACAAAAAAAAUUUAAAUAUGAAGUCAUAAAUCUAAAUUAGCACAUAUUUUUUUACGGGAAUCGAACUCAGGACUUUGUGCUUGCCAGGCAGGUGCUGUGCCACUGAGCUAUAUCCACAGACCUAGCACAUGUAUUUUUGAAAUUGUGGUUUGAUGAAACAUAUGAAGACUCAAAAAAAAUCAGACCUCCCAAAUUUAAAGAUCCAAUCCAAAAUUGGGCAUCUGAGAUGCAUACACUAACUUUUCUUAGUUAAUUGAAAAGACAGGUUUGUGCUAAUUUUGUUUGAACAAUUAAAUGCCUAUGUCUUGUUCUCUGAGUAACUAAUUUAAAGAUAACAAUGUAAUAUAUUAGCCAUUGAUACUCUUUUAUCUUCUUUUGAAAUUUUUUUCUCGGGGCUGGAGGUUUAGCUCAAUGGUACAAGCGCCGGCCUGCAAGUGCGAGGUCAUGGAUUCGAUCCCCUGGUACCAAAAAAAAAAAAAAAAAAAAAAAAAAAAAAAUUAGGUUUGAAAUUUUUUUCUCUUAAAAAAAAAGAAAUUGUGGUUUGAAGAGAUCUGAUGUUUUAUUAAAAAUGUAAGUUCAAAAUUGAAGUGUAGGAUGAUAAAUAUUCUAAUGAAAAAUGGGAUAUUUCCAAUGCAAAGUCACUUCAGAUACCUGUAAUAACCACCUUCUAGGUUAAAAUGUUUGUCUUCUAGCCACCUUUAAGAGAGAGAGAGAAAAUGUAAAGAAAAUUAGUAAGCAGGGAGAAGAACACAGCGAGGAAGAUGCUGGAAGCUGAGAAAUAUGUACAACCACUGAGGUUUGAGAAAUAAAGGUAAUCUCUGCUUUCUGUUCCCCAAUGUUUGAAUGUUUUCUAUCUUGUUAAAACUGUAGAUACUGGGUAUUAUUUUUCCUUCUCUAAUACAUUUUCAGGGUCAGAAUUAUAGGUACAUUUAUGAUUUAGGGUAUGAUUUACUUUGCUGAAUAUGCCACUGUAUUAAAUCAUUUUCCUAGCACUGGGGUAGACAUCCACCACUUAAAGAGGUUGGCUUUGGCUCGUGGUCUUCAAAGGGUCUGGUCUACGAUAAGCUGGCUCCCAGGCAGACAUGGGACUGCAGAGGGUAUGGCAGAGAACAGUUGCUCACCCCAUGGCAGUCAGGCAGCAGAGUGCAAGAAGGGAGGAGUUAGGGACAAGAAAACACCUUCUAAGUCAUGUCCAAUGCAGCCUACCCCUUCCACCAGACCCAGCUCUAAACCAGACUUUGGGCGACAUUUUAGACCUAAACCAUAACGUUCUGCCCCUGGUCCCCAGAAGGCUCAUGUCUAUCUCAAAAUGCAAAAUGUAUUUAGUCCAUCUCUAAAAGAUGACAAAAUGUUUCCAAAGUCUCCUCUGAGAUUCAAGACAGCUUGAGUUGUAAAUCCUUGUAAAUUUCAAAAAAAAAGUUAAAAUACUUCUAAAAAUACAAUGACUCAUGAUAAGCAUUCCCAUUUGAAACUGGAUGAAUAGUAAAAUCCUUAAUCAGACUAACAGAAGACCAAAAAUCAGCAAACCUUAACUCUUGCAGCUCAUUGUGCAACACACAGGGCAGUCUGAGGUGAAUAUGAUAUAUCAAAAGGCUGGGUCACAGGAAGUCAAAUAAUAAAAUAGCAUUGCAAUGGGGCGAGUUAAGUUGCAAAUAUGAAAACUUGGAAAGGACAAGGAAAGGCCCCUGCUGACCAGAUGGAGUCCUGAACAGUGCGAGAAGUUUGUCUAGAGCAGUGGUGGCAAACCUAUGGUACCAUGCUGCCGUGAGCUGAAAGUUCUAAAGCUUCUCCACCACAGCUCUAGAGGUUUCCUCCUCCUCCACAAGUAGCUUCUUAGUACCCAAAUAGUACUUGGCUUCCUAGUGCAGAGUUCAAAAGUUCAGUUGCUCAGCAUUCCUAAAUUCUCCCAGACCAACCCAGAUGCAGGAAGAGAUUUGUUUACUUAAUACAUUCCAUUCCCUUUAAGGAAUGUGUUCCCUGAGUCACAGUCUGACUGCCUGCCUUCAUCAUAACUCUUCAUUAUGGCACUGCCAGUUGCAGCCCACCUGACCUCUCUUUUAGGUUGGCUCCACUCACUGCCUGCAGUUUUCAUCAGCAAAUAGUCAGUGUUCUUGGAAUCAUUUAAAUUCCUGGGGAAGCUGGGCAUGGUGGUGCACACCUGUAAUCCCAGCACUGUGGAGGCGGAAGCAGAAGCGUCAUCGCAAGUUCAAGGCCAGCCUGUGCUAUAUAGUAAGUUCAAAGUCAGCCCGAAUUACAUGAGACCUGUUUCAAAAAACCAAGCAAAACUAAAUAGCAAAUUCUGGGGCUAUCAACUGCAUCUUUGACUACACUGUCACAGCUUCAUACACUGCUCUCAGGGGCACACUGCCCAUUCUCCCAGGCUUUCUUUUGAAUUCUGGGGGAAAGCCUCCAUGACCGUACAGCUCUUGAAUUUCAUGGCUAUAAAACAAGCACUGUAUAGAUGACAAUAAGGUUCUACCACAAGCUGGGGCAGUAACUUGGCCCCUUAGACCCUGGGUGCAGUGGCCUUGGAGUGCCAGAUGGAUGAACUUCGGGGAGCACUUAUUUAUGUGACCCCCGAUGACUACAACACCCUAGGGUUUUCAUAGUAAUCUUUCAAAGGUGUUUGCAGGUCCACCCUUGUGCCUGCAGAGGUAGGAGUCAGGUCAAUUUCUUAUAUGCCUUCAACUCAUCUAUGUAUCUAUCUAUCUAUCUUUCUUUUUUUUUUUUUUUUUUUUUGAGACACAAUCUUGCUAGGUAGCCUACUGACCUUGAACUCACAGUAAUCUUCCUGCCUCAUCCUCUAGAGUGCUGAAAUUAUAGGCAUCUGCAAGUAUGCCCAGCUUGGCUUCUUUCUAAUGUAUUAAUCAUUUUUAGAACAUUUAAUCCUUUUAGCAAUCACUCCUUUGUCCAACUUUGUAGAUGCUUUCUUUCUGGAGGGACUGCAAACUUUUUAUAUUUGCUUUUACUUUUUAUUCUCACUGUAAAUCUUGGCUAAAAACAGUGAUUAGUACCCAUGCCACAGCCUGAACAUUAUAGACUACCUUUCAAUGUGCUCCACCAGAUUAAUAAGCCAACAGCUUUAUAUUGAGCCUCACACAGUCUUAGUACAGAACAAAACUUAGACAAAUAAUUUUAUAGCAUGAAACACGCAUGGCUUCUAGUUCGAUUUCUAAAACAGAACUCAUUUCCAUCUGAAACUUUAUGAGCCUGAACUUCACUAACUAUCCACUAUUAACCUUCGUUCAUCAAGAUAUGCUUACAUCAUUCUAGAGCUUCUCUAACCCACAUCUACAGAGCUUUCCAAAGUCCCCCAACAAACAGUUCCAAAGGCUUCCAAAUCAAAUGGUCAGUUAUCAUCAAUCACACCAACAGCUCUACUUCUCUGGUAUCAACUGCAUGUCUUAGCACUGGAACAAAAAUAACCAACACCCACAACCUUAAAGAACAGGUUCAUUUUGGCUCACAGUUUCAGUGGAUUCAAUCUGUAGUAGGCUGGCUUCAAGGCAAAAAUGGCAUGCCAGAGGACAGCUGCUCACCCCGUUGCAACUAAGAAGCAGAGGAAAGAGCUGGGGAAAAGAAUGCACCUUCCAAGUCACGCACUCAGUAACAUCCCCUCUGGCCAGGCCUCACCUCCAAACAUGAAACUUUUGAGGGACAUUUUAGGUCUAAACUACAACAGUCACUUCUGCUGUUUUCCAAUUUAGUAUCCUCUUAGAAGAAUGUGAGUCUUUAUUCACUAACUCCAUAAACAUACUAAUGGUUGAAUCACACACUGUAAUAUACAAGGGAUAAUCAAAAUAUACAGUGAAUGUUAAAAACAUUUGUUACAGUGAAAGACAUGUAGCCAUUAAUCCUCCUCAAUAUAUUCACCUUCAAUUCGAACACACUUUUCCCACACUCCUUGCCACUUAGUUCUGGAAAUCCUUCUAUGUGUCUUUAUGACGUGUGAUCAAGAAUCAAGUACAUGUUACUGCCAAAUGCCAUCCAAUGGAAAACAGCCUUAUGAAAACACUGCAGUCUCCUCACUCACUAUUCACCAGAUCUGGUGUCAUGUAACUUCUGGCUCUUCCUCAGAGUUAAGAUGAUGGCAAAGGUAAAUGUUUGAAUUGAUUCAGGACACUGAAACAGUCAUAGCAACACAACUAAAGACAUGAAAGAGGACUUCAGAACUACUUCAGGAAGUGGCAAGAAUCAUAGAAUGAGUGUUCAAAGUGAGGCAAAGGAUUUUUAGGGGAACUAAUGGCUAUGUGUAUUGUACUGUAUUAUUUUUAAAGCUAAAUAUCAUUUUUUUCAAUUACAUCUGAUACAUUUGUCCCUUGGUAUCAUCAGCAUUCCAGCACACCAGCCCUCCAUAUCAAAAUGUGUAGCAUAUAUUCGCAAAUAACCUAUGGACAUCCAUUUACAUUGUCAUGUUAUUUAUUUAUGAUAAUACCGUAUAAAUGCUAUUAUGUACAGCAUCAUUAUACUGUAUUAUUUCAGUGAUAAUGAUAAGAAAAAUGUCUGACAUGUCCAAUACCUGUUUUUCACAAUUCUAAAGCCAAGGCUAGAUAACUCUGGGAUGCAAAACAUGCAGCUAUAGAAAGCCAACUGUAUAUUCCUUUGAAAUUAGAAAUUAUAUUCACUAUUAUAAAAAUGAACUUCACCUGUCAUGACACAUGAUCCAUUGACAGUGGUACAAGCUUAUAACUUUGAAGUGAAUAAAAACACGAGUAUAUUAAAAUGUACAGUUUGGCCAAAUAGCUAAGUAUAUAAUCAGUAUUUGGCCCAACCAAAGUUGAGGUUUUACUCAAAGGUACUGAUUGUGUUUAAAAAUUUAAUAGCAGUUUAAAAUUUGAUUUUUAUGUUCCAGGAAAAACAAUGUUAGAAUUGUCAGUUACUGGACCAUAUAUACCUACAGAUGCUAUGUUGUACAUCAUCCAUAUUAAAAAAAACACUCAGGUUCAUGGAGUGGAAGCGUAGGCUGGUGGUUGAGCAGCUUGUCUAGCAUGCGCAAACCCUGGCUUCCAUCUGCAGUACUGCGUAAAUACAUACAUUCAUACACACUCUCUCUUUCACUCUCUUCUGAUUCAAGUGACAUGAAAUUACUUGCUUAUCUGAACAUAACGGUUUUUUUCAACUCCACAGUUUUCAGAAUGAACUUUUGAUUUAGGAUUUAUAACUUGCCAAAUCUCUAAAAUGCUUGCUCUUCAACUACCAAACCUGGCAGUUUACAAUAAAUCAUUUUGAUAAAUUCUAAUUUGAAUUUCAGCCUACCUUUUAGAGGUUGCUCUGGGACUUAAUUGGUCAGAAUAAAACUAACUGGUAACUGGUUUUCACUUUCUUUACUUAUCUUUUUCAAGCAAUGAAGAUAAUUUAUAGCUCUAUGGCAAUCAAUUGCCACAGUGAUGAUGUGUACCAGAUAAAAAGCCUGGCACAAUUGACUUCACUUAUCUUGUGUUUGUCAGUGCUUUAUGCAGCAUAAGCUGGGCUCUCAUGUGUCUGACCAUUAGCUGUGGAACAUCUGAGAGAAAUGUUGUGGACCACACCUGGGAUGACCUCUCUCUGCUUUGACACUGUCAUCCUCAAAAGCCUAAGUUGACAAUAUUCUCAUGAAGAAGGAAAUGGAGCAGGAGAGGAAACACAAACGUUUUUAAAUACCUUUCAAGUUUGAUAUUCCAUUGGCAAAGUCACAGGAGCAAAUUCAUAAGCAAAAACAGAAUUUACUUUUUUAGUAAAACUGUAAAUAUGAUAAAAGGUUAUCUGGGUACAAAGUGACCUGAGAUCAUUAAUCUAUCUGAGCUACCAUAUUUCACCCUAUACGUAUACUUACCUUCAUUCAAUAUGAAAGAUACACAGUAUUCUAUUCCAAGACCUUGAAUGGUCUCAUAAAACCACAGUAUCAGUCUUCAAGUUUAGGAUUUCAUAGUAUGUGGCAGGCACACAUGCAGUUCCACUUGAGACAGACUUAUUAAGCUGUCCCCCCCCAACAUGCACGUAUCCAGUACAUGUGACAAAGAACAGGAUAACCACAGUAAAUACAUCAGAAAUGGGAAAGAAUGGGAACCACAGUCAUUGGUACUUAACAUUUUCUGACACUCCACCAAGCCUACCAUUCUGGCAAUUGGAAAAUACUCAGUUACGCCAAUUCUGUUCUUUGGGAAUAACUGCAAUACACUGUUCUCCACAGCUUUUGGCUACACAGUCUGGUAUGUCCUUUUUCCCUCACCAUCUUUUAUUAUUUCUGAAGAAAUGACCAGAUAGCUUCUAAUUUACUUCCUGAGGCUACAUCCUACCAAAAGAAAGGGAGGGACCCACAGAAUUUUUAUAUUUUGGAGAUAGGGCUUCCCAUGUAGUUCGGGCUGGCCUUGAACUAUGUAGCCCAUGCUGGUCUUGAACUCGCUGGGAUCCUACUGCCUCAGCCUCCUGAGAGCUGAGAUUACAAAUGUGCACCAACAAACCCCACAGACAUUUUUAUAAAUUGAACUUUUAGUUCUAGUACUUGGUGUUUUUACAAAGCUGUACACUUUAAAACUUUUGAGCUUUCUGUUUCUGAUUAUGAUCCAUUCAUACACAAAAGCCACACAAGUAUUAUGACUUCUCUAAAGACUUUUAGUGAUCUUUUGAGAUCAGAAUUCCAUCAGAACCUACCCUUAAACUUUGUCAAUCUGAGAUUACUCAGCACCACCUAAGGAGGCUUAACGAAGCAUCUGACAGAAUCUCCUUUGAUUUGAUGUUUGACCUUUGGUAAUAUCUUUGAAAUUUAUGUUAGAGAAGCCAGAGGGAAAAAAGUUUGCUUUGCUCAUUUCUCUGUAUUACAUUUCACAUGUGCUUGCAAACUAAUGGGCUUUAAAAAACAAAAACACCUCAACUGAUUCUUAUGCAGUUAAGUACCACCAGGUGGCGCCUUCUACAUUUUGCCUGGAAUACCUAGUCCAAAACCAAGCAUUAGAUACAUUUUCUUUUAUAAAACCUUAUGAAGUCUCUUUAUCAUUACUGAAACAUUUACUAGCAGUUUUCUCAACCUAUUGUUACCACAAAUCCUAAAUACCAUAUAUUUUGUUUUUGUUGUGCUGCAGCAGUUACCUAUUUCUGAAAUAACAGCACAAAUUUAUUUUUGGUGGCUCAUAAAGAACAUGCUUCAUUAUAAAACGAUCUAAUGCACUCUCAAUAUUAACUCAAUCUUUCCCUGCUCAGCAACUUGAGAACUGUGUUUAUACAUAAAAUAGAUUUCAUAAUCAUUGGUUACUGUUUUUCCUUAAAAUAAUAUUUGUUUUGAUGGAAUCACAACAGAAAGCUCAUGAGAUUUUAAGUAACAUCUAGAAUGUUUAUCUAAUUUGAGAUAAAUCUUCAGAUGUUAAAAAACCUAAAUGUGAUGCCUUAUUUUUAAGACUGAAAUCAUGAAUACUAGUUAGAUAUGAUGAGAACUGAAUCACAUUUCAUGCAUAUCAUGGGAUGCCACAAAUGAUGCUGAAAUAAUUAUUUUGCUACCUAAAACCAAAUAACUGUAUUUGGCUGAACACCAACUAGCACUGAACAUAUUAGUAAAUAUACACAUAAACCAGGAAUGUGUGCCCCUAAGUGAUUUUUUCUGUUACUGUUGCAUCAAUGAAGAUACUGUGCUAGAAAAUUAUAUAGUGUAGCUAAGACUAACAAUGAAAUAUUGUACUACUAACAUCUCUAAUUUCUCUCAUUUGUUAUACAGCCUUGUACGUUUGGUUGAGAUAGAGCAACUUGAUGCUGAAUUUUAUUACAGUCCAAUUUUGCAAUUUCAGAAAAAAAUUCUAUUAAACAAAUAUAACCACUUUUUAAGGGGCUUUUCCCCCCCUUUUUUGGUACCAGCAGUCAAACUCAGGACCUCACACUUGCCAGACAGAUCCUGCAUUGCUGAGCUAUACCCCAGGCCAACUACUUUUUAAAAAUUAAGCAAUUGCAUGUGAGGUAUGAUGGUACACCUCUGUAAUCACAACACUGGGGGUACUGAAGCAGGGGGGGUCUCCAUAACUCAAGGCCAGCCUGGGCUACAUGGUGAGUUCAAGGUCUGCCUGAACUACAUAGUGAGACCCUGCCUCAAAUUAAACAGAAAAAACUCUGAGAUCAAAAGGAUUAAAAAAGAUAAAAAGAUACACUCCUCUCUCUCAAGAUAAGCAUAUAGGAAAUAUUUUUAAAUUUAGAAAUAGUUUCUCAGAUUCAAGGGAAUAAGAACACACACAAAAAAAUACACUCCUCUCUCCCAAGAUAAGCAUUUGGGACAUAUUAAUAAUAUUUCAAUUUUUUGCCUUUUUUUUUUAAAUUUUGAAAGUAUACAACAGUACAAGUCAGAAUAAAGCCAACUAAGAUCAUACAGUGAAAUUGGUACAGAACUUCACAGCAGGUUACCGGGAUAACAGUUAUAGGUAUCACAGUAUAUUUUGUUAUCUUUAAUAAUAGUUGUUCUUUCAAUCACGUAUAUCAAAAUGGGAUGAAAUAUAGAACACUAUAGAACUUAUCAAAACAGAAAAUUGAAUAGAGCAGUACCAUUAAUCAGAAAAGAGCAAAACAGUAAUAAAAAUAUUUGCCUUCAAAGAAAUGGUAGAAGGAAGUCCUCCUUAUUUCCUAUGGCCAACCUCCCAGGAGAUGCUCAGAUUUCUGGUUCCUAUUUGCUAAUGGGCCGGGGGGGUGGGGGGGAUAGGGGAAGUGGGAUAUUUGACUCUAGGCCAUGUAGCAGUAGGUUCACUAUUCCUAAGCAUUUGUUUUCACAGCGUCCUCAGUUCCAACAUGGCGUGGAUCUCAGGAGACACUGCUGGUUCUCCCCCUGGAAGGGCUGCAGUCUCUUCAAUUUAAAGAUUAAAGAAGUAGAAUAUGAUUGUUGUUUGGAAGGAAGGCAGAUAUUUAUUGUAUUGGAAAAUCAAACCAUGUUUGAGCAUGUUAAAUUUUUACAAGUAAUCAAAAGUAAUUACAAUAGAAUGUUCACACUUCAAACAUAAAUGGCAAGACUAGACCAGUCCAUAAAGAAGAGAUGAUAAAAAUAUGUGUGUGUAGGAGAACAUUAAUAUUGCAAGAAGAAGAAAAAAAAAGACUGCAAAAAUAAAUGCAAAUAGAUUGGUACUUUGGUACUAUAAGCACUCUUUACAGAGUUCUACUACAAAGCACUAGUUCAGUGAUGGCAAACUUUUUACAGCUUUCAAAGAUAAUAAUCACAUCCUGCUGCUGAUUUGUCCUAAUCCCCGUACAGUCAACACAGGAAAAAAACAA
Molecule: messenger RNA, 17305 nt
Organism: Cavia porcellus (domestic guinea pig)
Lineage: Eukaryota; Metazoa; Chordata; Mammalia; Rodentia; Caviidae
Gene: Stard6
Product: StAR related lipid transfer domain containing 6
Exons: 9
Coding region: 4127-4804 (225 amino acids)
Molecular function (GO): lipid binding
Source: RefSeq, a predicted model, not a curated record